Messenger RNA from Myodes glareolus (Bank vole), 1197 nucleotides. It is a transcript of the gene Psma5, whose product is annotated as proteasome 20S subunit alpha 5. Gene Ontology annotation, biological process: proteasome-mediated ubiquitin-dependent protein catabolic process. NCBI's taxonomy places the organism in Eukaryota, Metazoa, Chordata, Mammalia, Rodentia, Cricetidae. The record is from RefSeq and is a predicted model, not a curated record. Gene Ontology annotation, cellular component: proteasome core complex, alpha-subunit complex; proteasome core complex.
ACCACUUGCCUCGAGUCCCCGCGCCCUUAGCAACCACCGGCGAUGGAAAGCGGAAGGGCGUCUUGGUCCCGCCCUCCCCGUGUUAACUCAGGUCCGUCGAGGAAGCGCGUCGGUCAAAUCACCGCGGGGAGAAUCUCGAUCAGCCAAUAGAAGGGAGGCCCGGGAGGCGGGCCAUAAAGGUCGCGUGCGCACGCGCAGACGGGAGCAGGCUCCUUGGUGCUGUGGCGGUGUGGUUGACUAGGGUGCUACUUGGAGUCGUGUGGCCCUUGAAAACACCGCAUAUCCACCGCUGCCUCUUCUUGUCCUCGCCAUGUUCCUCACUCGGUCCGAGUACGACAGGGGUGUGAAUACUUUUUCUCCUGAAGGAAGAUUGUUUCAAGUGGAAUAUGCCAUUGAGGCUAUCAAGCUUGGUUCUACAGCCAUUGGCAUCCAGACAUCAGAGGGUGUGUGUCUAGCUGUGGAGAAGAGAAUUACCUCCCCACUAAUGGAGCCUAGCAGCAUCGAGAAAAUUGUAGAGAUUGAUGCUCAUAUAGGUUGUGCCAUGAGUGGGCUAAUUGCUGAUGCUAAAACUUUAAUUGAUAAAGCCAGAGUGGAGACACAGAACCAUUGGUUCACCUAUAAUGAGACAAUGACGGUGGAGAGUGUCACCCAAGCUGUGUCCAAUCUGGCUCUGCAGUUUGGAGAAGAAGAUGCAGAUCCAGGUGCCAUGUCUCGUCCCUUUGGAGUAGCAUUGUUGUUUGGAGGAGUUGAUGAGAAAGGACCCCAGCUGUUCCAUAUGGACCCAUCUGGGACCUUUGUACAGUGUGAUGCUCGAGCAAUCGGCUCUGCUUCAGAGGGUGCCCAGAGCUCCUUGCAAGAAGUUUACCACAAGUCUAUGACACUGAAAGAAGCCAUCAAGUCUUCGCUCAUCAUUCUCAAACAAGUAAUGGAGGAGAAGCUGAACGCCACGAACAUAGAGCUAGCCACGGUGCAGCCUGGUCAGAAUUUCCACAUGUUCACUAAGGAAGAACUGGAGGAAGUGAUCAAGGACAUUUAAGGAGGAGCUAUCCUCAGACAUCUGUGGGACAAUUUCAGUUCUCCCAAUUGCCCUUAAACUUUAUUUCCAGCUCUUAUGUCAUGGAAAAUAUCCAAUAUAUGUGUGUUUUUUUAUGAUGUCUGUACAUUACAGCAAUUCUGAAAUAAAAAAAUUUUAAAAUA